CGGUCGCGCUUCCGGAGGUGCGUGCGGACAGCCGCAGUAUACUUGAGCUGCGCCAUCUCCACACAGUUGGGCGGUCUUCGCGUCCGCUGGGCUCCGCGUUCGCGCAGGGUCGCGGCUGGGUGGGAGCGAUGCUGCCCGGCCCGCUGGGGCCUUGAGGCGGGAGCGGCGAGCCGAGCCACUAGUUUGCCAACCGCGCCGAGCCCGCAGCCAUGUCCACGGGGUUCUCCUUCGGGAGCAGCACGCUGGGCUCCUCCACCGUGGCCGCCAGCGGGAGCGGCACGGGAGGCGGUUUCUCCUUCGGGACCGCGGCGUCUAGCAGCCCUUCUGUGGGGCUCAGUCUUGGGAGCCUCGGGAGCACGGCAGCUCCAGUGACAGCACCUGCUCCUUCUGCUGGCUUCGGAGCCGGGCUCUUUGGAUCUAAGCCUGCCACUGGGUUCACUCUAGGAGGAACGAACACAGGCCCACCGGCCACCACCUCUGCGUCCACGGCAGGCUUCAGCUUAGGCUUCAGUAAACCCGCGGCGUCCGCCACACCGUUUGCGCUGCCCAUCACGUCUGCCUCGGCUGGCGGUCUCACGCUCUCGUCCGCUCUGACGUCGACUCCUGCAGCGUCCACAGGAUUCACUCUGAGCAGCCUGAGUGGGACGGCAGCUGCAGCCACCACUGCACCAGCAGGCCUCUCUUUAGGGGGAGCCUUGACGGGUUUGGGAGGGCCGCUUUUCCAAAGCGCAAGCACGGCAGCAUCAGGACUUGGACCAAAUGCUUUAGGUGUGUCUCUGGGAACGGCAGCAGCUGCUUCAGCUGCUGGCAACGAAGGCCUUGGAGGCGUAGAUUUUAGCAGCUCAUCGGAUAAAAAGAGUGAUAAAACGGGAACAAGACCAGAGGACAGUAAAGCACUGAAGGAUGAGACUCUACCUUCUGUCAUCUGCCAGGACGUGGACAACCUGCAGAAAUUUGUGAAGGAACAAAAACAAGUCCAAGAAGAAAUUAGUAGAAUGUCUUCAAAAGCAAUGCUUAAAGUGCAGGAAGAUAUUAAAGCUCUGAAGCAGCUUUUGUCAUUGGCUGCCAGUGGAUUACAGAGGAACACUCUCAAUAUUGACAAAUUGAAAAUAGAAACUGCUCAGGAGUUAAAAAAUGCUGAAAUAGCUUUAAGAACCCAGAAAACACCACCUGGACUCCAACAUGAGAAUACAGCUCCUGCUGACUACUUCAGAAUCCUGGUUCAGCAGUUUGAAGUGCAGCUCCAGCAGUACAGACAACAGAUUGAAGAACUGGAAAACCAUCUUGCCACCCAAGCGAACAAUUCACACAUCACCCCUCAAGAUUUGUCAAUGGCUAUGCAGAAAAUUUAUCAAACAUUUGUAGCUUUAGCUGCACAACUUCAGUCUAUUCAUGAAAAUGUGAAGGUGCUCAAAGAACAGUACCUUGGCUACAGGAAAAUGUUCUUGGGAGAUGCUGUGGAUGUGUUUGAAGCCAGGCGAGCAGAAGCCAAGAAGUGGCAGAAUGCGCCCAGAGUCACUACGGGACCCACCCCUUUCAGCAACAUGCCAAACGCAGCAGCCGUUGCCAUGGCUGCAACACUUACACAGCAGCAACAGCCUGCUACAGGGCCACAGCCAUCUCUGGGAGUUAGUUUUGGAGCGCCAUUCGGCUCAGGUAUUGGCACUGGCUUGCAGUCAAGUGGCCUAGGUUCUUCAAACCUUGGAGGCUUUGGAGCUAGCUCUGGUUUUGGAUGCAGCACCACAGGGGCCUCCACAUUUGGAUUUGGAACAACAAAUAAACCCUCAGGAAGUCUUAGUGCAGGCUUUGGCAGCUCAAGUACAUCUGGGUUUAACUUCAGCAGUCCUGGCAUCACGGCGUCAGCUGGUUUGACAUUUGGGGUGUCCAAUCCUGCCUCUGCAGGCUUUGGAACAGGAGGACAACUCCUUCAGCUGAAGAAGCCUCCAGCUGGAAACAAAAGAGGAAAAAGAUAAACAUGGGUUGAUGUGUUGAGAGAAUCCGUAGCAGCACCGUUCAUUCUCUGAAUCUAUUUUUCUAAAGUUGAAGCAGGAACUAAAUUGCAUCCCAGGAGCUGUAUAAAGUUUUGAUAGUUUUUCCUUACUUCUGGAAUUUGAACUCUGUUCUCGUUUGCCGUGCUAAACAACUUUUCUCUUGUGUAUCUGAAACCUACUUGUGUAUUUUUCAUUAUUUUGAUUCUCAGUGUAAGAAAUAUUACAUCGCUGAUUGGUAGAACCUACUACUAUUUAACCUAGUGUUUGAGCAAUGUUUUUGUUGAUAAGGUUUACAUUAUGUGAAUAUAUGCACAUUUGUUUCUUAUGUAGAUGGUAUGAACUCUAGGGCCUAUACCAGAAUCACUUUGUUCCUUGAUAAAAGGCCUUCUGAACUACACUGCAGGGCAUCUUGUGAAUAUGUAUGUAAAAUAUAUACAGGAUAAUACACACAAUUGUGUGUGCAUAUAGAAUAUAUAUUUACAGACCUACAACUUUUGCCUCAGACUGUUCCCCUUUUCUAAGGGUACUCCAUUUUUCACCUUUUAUGCUUCAAAUCCUCAGUGCUUGUAGAACAAGGAGCUAAAGGCACCAAGUCAUUGUAGUUAUUUGCUUAAAGACUUAGUGAAAUGGUUACUGGUGUAAAUAUUGACCAACUCAACUUCAUUGCCCCCAGUCUCUCCCAUUUUUGUUUCCAUGUUAAUCUCAGCAGCUGCUCCAGAUGAGGGCUGCUGGGACUCAUCAGACCGACUUCAACAACUUUAUUAUCCUAUAUAUCCUCAUAUCUGAAAUGAACCUUCAAGAGCAUAUUUGAACUCCAGACUGGUGUUCUGGGGGCAAAGAGCUAUUAAGCCAAACUGAUUCUAUGCAGGUGAAGGAUGCACUAUUAUUUUAGUGGAGACUUUUCUAGCUAUUCCAAUAGAGAGUUCUUAUAGGGCUAUCGAUAUUGACACCAAAUGGAGUCGCUUAUCAGCCUCUUUUAUGUCUUAAGUAAGUGCUUAAUUUGGAAUAAAGAAACAGUAUAUUUUAAGAAAAAAAGUAUUCUUUGUAGCCACAGUAAACUAUCCCCCGUUUUAACAGUGAACAGAGAGCUCCAGGUAAUAACAUAUAGAGACAUGUCAGGUUUCAUCUAUGUGUUAUUUGUAUUAGUAUUAGUGACAGAGAGUGGGUGAAAAAGAGAGCCCUUGGAAAGAGAACUGCCUUAGCCAUGAUUUCAGACAGAAACCGUUAAGUAGACCUAUUUUAUCUUUCAAGUGCAGUUUUCAGUUGGGAUGUGAACAUGGAAUUUCACUGAAAAUAGUUUAAUUUUUUUAUAUAGAAGGUUUUGUACAUAAUGUGCAUCAAGUGAAUAUUUUCAGAAUCAUUUUCACCAAGGCACCUUUUUUUCUAAAAUAGGUAUAUAUAUAUAUGUAUAUAUAUAUAUACAUGUAUAUAUAUAUACACACAGACACACACACACACACACACAUAUAUUUUAGUAUAACGUUAGUUGGGUUUGAUUAUGAAAGUGUUGUCAAAUCUGUUUUAUUUAUCUGCAUAUAGCAAUGAUUGGCUUUUGGAAUUGAAAUUUUUGCGCCUUGAUGCAUUAAAAUAAGGAAAAUGCUUUGUUUCUGAGCAUGAAAGUUGUUUUUAUUUUUGCAUACUUCCCCAAUACUGCAGUCACCAGAUCCAGGUUUUGGGGAAGGGUAGGAAAACAUGUGGUUUUGUGUUUUGAAUUAAUGUCAGAAUUAAAUACACAUUACAGCAAGCUUUUUUUAAAAAGGACAUUGCAUUGUACUGGAAAAAGCUGGAUAUUUAUAUUUCUUGUGUUUUUUUCUUUAUAUAUUUUACAUUUUAAUAUGUUGACCAUUGGGAAUUUGUAACAGAUCAAUUUGUGACAGGAGUUUAAAUGUGUCGUCACUGUGUCCAUUGUCUCCACUUUGUCCAGAGCCUGUCAUUAUGUAAACAAUAAAAUUUACUGUGUCACUUGCUUUGAAUCUU
This is a messenger RNA of Globicephala melas (long-finned pilot whale), 3968 nucleotides long. RefSeq names its product nucleoporin 58 (gene NUP58). Gene Ontology annotation, cellular component: nuclear pore. The record is from RefSeq and is a predicted model, not a curated record. Gene Ontology annotation, biological process: nucleocytoplasmic transport. Lineage: Eukaryota; Metazoa; Chordata; Mammalia; Artiodactyla; Delphinidae. Gene Ontology annotation, molecular function: structural constituent of nuclear pore.